Molecule: messenger RNA, 3058 nt
Organism: Anopheles coustani
Lineage: Eukaryota; Metazoa; Arthropoda; Insecta; Diptera; Culicidae
Gene: Ptp36E
Product: receptor-type tyrosine-protein phosphatase kappa
Exons: 16
Coding region: 1010-3058 (682 amino acids)
Biological process (GO): protein dephosphorylation
Molecular function (GO): protein tyrosine phosphatase activity
Source: RefSeq, a predicted model, not a curated record
CAGUAGCAGCAGCAUCUCGUCGUCGCGUCGCGUGUUGAAAUAACAAAUUUGGUUGGGAAGAUAAAUAUUAUUCCUGUUUGUUCGUGUGUUCGAUAGAUGAGUGAAGUGUGCGUGUGUGUGUGUUAAAAAAAUUAUAAUUUAUAGUUUAUCAGUCUUUGGGAAGUUUGGUUUAUGCUCGUGUUUGGUGCGUGACAGCAUCUCGAAUUUGCCUCCCUUUUUUUGGGGUAGCCCACUUAGUAAGAUCGAUGGAUCGUCAAUGUCUUGUUUGCUGCGUUUGCGAAUGAAUUAUUUGUGCAACUUGUAAAUUGUAGUUAAUAGAAAAUAUUAAAAAAAAAAACAAAACAAGUGUGAACCGUGUUGGAAAACCGCGCAUUUAUUCAACCAACCAGACAAACAUCAGCAUCAGCAGCAGCAGCAGCAGCAGCACAUCAAGUGCGACAACCCUUAUCACCGAGCCCGACAUCAACAACCGAUCAAAAUCGAGCGAAAGCCGAUCGAGACGAGGUUUAAGCGAUAUAGGAGUAGUUGAGUCUCGUGUGGCCCACGGCGGUGGGGCCCAUAUUGCUGCGGUCCGCCCCUGAGCCGUUGCCACAUCGACACCACGAUUUUGCACCAGCACGCAAACACACAAUCGUAUCCUCCGAAAACACCACCGGCACAGGAGGAAAAACAAGCCCGUGAAAAAGCGGAAACCCCGUUCAACGGAACGGAAAAGAAAAGGAAACACUAUCUACUACUAUCCAGAAAACAAUCGGCCAUCUGCCGCUGCCGCGCCAGAAGUCGCGCACUGCAGGGGUGUAGAAGCGAGCGAAAACUCUUACCGGAGAGAAACAAAAUCAAGACAACCAAAACGGGAAAUUAACCCGCAAAGAUAGAAAAAAACCAACAGCCAAAAAAAAAAAAUAAGAAAACAAUAAUCGAGGACAUCACGCUCACAGAUAUACACUCACCCGUGACCAUCACCCAUAAACGCACUCACUGCGCCCUCCUUCAUUCUCACGAUUCGAAAAUGUCCCGCUCGACGGCAUCCAAUCAGCAGCGACGGCAAAGAUCAAGGUCCACCACACGCUAUGCCGACCUCGAGAAGCCCAAGAAGAAAAAGACACUCAGUUCCACGAGUUUAGUUUCGAUACCAAACACUAUAAAGUUAAGCAUGUUAAAUAGCGGUUUGCUGUCAUUAGAUAAAGUUAAACUGUCAGCGCGAGAUGAGAAAAAUCCCCUAUCGCAGACGAUGCCCGACAAACCGACCGAACUGCGACACUUUGCGAAGCUAUGCGAGCUGCGGCGCAAGUUCCCAAUACUCUACAAGCUCGAAUUCCAGACGGCUGUGAAGGUUGAAACCAACUCGUGCAAGCACGCCCUGCGCAAAGCCAAUGCACUCAAGAACCAGAAUCCCAAAUGCAUUCCAUACGAUUACAAUAGGGUUGUUUUAGACAAGUACGAUAACACGCCGGACUCGGACUACAUCAAUGCGUCGUAUGUGGAUAGUUUACUUAAGCCAAACGCGUAUAUCGUAACGCAGGGACCAACGGAGGACACGGUGCUAGAUUUUUGGAGGAUGGUUUGGCAAGAAAACUGUAGCUGUAUUGUUAUGCUCACGAAGACGUUCGACUUUACAAAGGUUAUGUGUGUCCAAUACUGGCCACCGAACAAGGAGAAGGAGGAAAUCUACGGCGACAUGCACAUCACGAUACAGUCGGAGGAGGAGCUGGCGAAUUUUCACAUAAGAACGUUUAGGCUGUUUAAACUCAAUAAAGACAAUGUAAUGGCGGAGGAACGAUUAUUACUACAGUUUCACUACACCGAAUGGCAUUCACAUACCUGCCCUUUUUCCAAUGCAAUUCUCGAGUUUCGCCGGCGGGUCCGGUCCGUCGUGGGGACAAUCAUCAAAGCGAACAGCCGGAUCGGACCGAUGCUGGUGCACUGCAAUGACGGUGGGGGCCGAUCUGGCGUUUACCUCGCCAUCGACGCCAACAUGGAGCUGGCCGAGGAGGAGGACUCGUUUCACGUGUUCGGCUACCUGAAGAAGCUGCGCCAGUCGAGGAAAGGCCUUAUAGAGAAUGUGGAGCAAUACAAGUUUGUAUACGACACGCUGGAGGAGUUCAUUAUCUGCGGCAAUUCGUGGUUUCCGGUGACGGAGCUGUCGCAGCGGCUGAAGGAGAAGAGCCUCAAGGAUCCGGUCAGCAAGAUGAACUCGUACCAGCGCGAAUACGCCCAGAUCUGCAAGCAGACACCUCGGUUCACCAUCGGCGACUGUGCCGGUGGCCACCGCGGGGACAAUCGGGAGAAGAACCGCGACGUCCUCUGUGUACCACCUGACAACUUCCGUCCUUACCUUAGCUCGUUUCAGGGAAAUUCAUUUACCGACUACAUUAACGCCGUGUUCGUUGACGGCUACACGAAACCGCGGGAAUAUAUCGUCACGGAAUGGCCCCUCCAGAAGACGUGCGGUGAAUUCUGGUCCCUCGUUUACGACCACGAAUGCUCUGCCGUCGUCGUGCUCUGCCAGCCGCCGCACAAUUCGCAACAAUAUCCUGCCUUCUGGCCCGAGGGUCGUCACUCGAAAAAGUACGGACCGGUGUUCACCAUCGAUCAUAUUUCGCACCAGCACUAUUCCAACAUCAAGUCGUGGAUCUUCCGGAUCAACAAAAAGGUCAUCUCGCUGACGGAAUUGAUGGCGGGCGUAAAGGCACCGCCGAGAACGGUGCAGCUCUUCCAGCUCACCUGCUGGCCGAUGGGUCACAAGGUUCCCACGUCCACCAACUCGCUGGUCGAGCUGAUGAAUAUGGUUGAGCGAUGGAGACAGAAAACCGACUACGGUCCCGUUUGCGUCGUGUCACCCGAUGGCCGCAGUCGAGCCGGUGUGUACUGUGCUGCCAACGCCUGCAUAGAGCAAGUUAUACAACAUGGCGAGGUGGACGUAUUCCAGGCUGUCAAAACCGUACGAAGGCAUCGGCCGCAACUCGUAGAUAAUAUGACUGAAUACAAAUACUGCUACGAUCUAGUGCUGCACUACGUGUUGCAUUAUCUAAAUAAAGACUUGAAAGAAAAGAAGUGA